GGACCUGCGGAGACUGACAGGACAGGAUGAGCGCGUCCGUAGCGGUGUACAGGACCGUUUAUACCGAGGACCGGUUCAGACAGACGUACGGUACUACCGAGGCCAAACCGCGCGAGCGCCUCCGGGACAAAGUGUGCGCGCGCUGCCGGUGCGCUCAGCUCCACUGCCUGCACCUGCUCAAACAGCGCGUGCCCAUUUUCAACUGGCUGCCCAGAUACCGACUCCGGAAAUGGAUUUUAGGAGACACGGUGGCGGGACUGACCGUCGGGAUUCUACACAUUCCCCAAGGAAUGGCUUUUGCAUUAUUGACAUCGGUGGCUCCAAUCUAUGGCCUGUAUACGUCGUUCUUCCCUGUAGUCAUCUACAUGCUGUUCGGGACGGGGCGUCAUGUCUCAACAGGUACUUUCGCAGUCGUGAGUCUGAUGACUGGCACGGUGGUAGAGCAGCUGGUGCCGACUCCUCCUGAUCUGAACUGCAGUGGCCCAGAGGUCGCAGAGCUCGAAAAUCAGAGGAUUGCGGUGGCUUCGGCUAUAGCAUUCCUGUCAGGAGUGAUGAUGCUUUGUAUGUUUGGCCUGCAGUUAGGUUUCCUCGCCACGUACCUAUCCGAGCCCAUUGUUAAGGCGUUCACCAGUGCAGCCGCAUUUCAUGUGACUGUCUCCCAGCUGAAGAGCAUUCUGGGAUUGCGGCUUCCUCGCCACACGGGAAACUUUUCCCUCUUCAAGACGCUGGCCUCGGUGAUGGAGAACCUGCCCCAUGCUAACCUCGCCGAGCUGCUGAUCUCGCUGCUCUGCCUAGCUGUGCUCGUUCCCAUCAAGGAAGUGAACACACGGUUUCGCCAGCGUCUGUGCACUCCCAUUCCUGUGGAAAUUCUCACUGUGAUCAUUGCUACAGGAGUCACUUAUGCAUCCUCUCUGGAUUCCAGAUACGAUGUCCAGAUAGUGGGUCAUAUUCCAGCAGGGUUUCCUCGGCCUCGGCUGCCUGCUUUGCACACGGUGCCAGACAUAGCCGGUGACACGGUUGCGAUCACAUUUGUAGGCUAUGCUCUGUCUAUGUCACUGGCAAUGAUAUACGCCGAUAAGCACGGCUAUUCUAUUCACCCUAAUCAGGAGCUGUUAGCACAUGGCAUUUCCAAUACAGUAUCUUCCCUGUUCACUUGCUUUCCCAGUUCAGGUACACUGGCCACUACUCACAUCUUGGAAAGUGCUGGUGGUUGUACACAGCUCUCAGGGUUGUUCACAAGUCUGGUGGUCCUGAUUGUGCUGCUUCUCAUUGGCCCUCUGUUCUACUUCUUACCGAAGGCCAUCCUGGCGUGUAUAAACUUGACCAGUUUGCGUCAAAUGUUCUUGCAGUUUCACGACCUACCAGAUCUGUGGCGGGUUAGCAAGAUCGACUUUGUGGUGUGGAUGGUGACCUGGCUUUCGGUGGUUGUCCUAAACGUGGAUUUGGGUCUGGCCAUCGGAGUGGUUUUUUCCAUGAUGACGAUCGUUUGUCGCACACAGAGAACUAACUGCACAGUGUUGGGAAGAGCCUCGAAUACAGAGAUCUAUCGGUCCAUCAACCAUCACAGUAAGUGCUAUGAAGUCCCCGGAGUGAAGAUUCUGACCUAUAACGGACCCAUCUACUACGGAAACCGCAGUUUCUUUAAGGCAGAUAUAAACCGGCUACUUGGUUUCACACCUGAGCGUAUCCGCAAACGUGAGAAGGCUAGGAAGGCGCUGGAAAAGAGGAAAAAAAAGUCCAUCAAUACUGUGGACCAGGGACUAGCAAACACAUCAUUUUCCCCUGAGAAUGACUUCCACAAAUCAGAAAUAGCAGAGAAUGAGGUCCAGACCAUACUCAUCGAUUGCAGCAGUGUUAUUUUUGUGGAUGUUGCUGGAGCCAAGCUCUUCAUACAGAUAUGCAUUGAUUGUCAGAAGAUGGGAGUGCAGAUAUUCUUGGCUAACUGUAAUGAGAGCGUCCUGGAGAUUCUUACAGCGAGUGGCCUGAUGAGCUACAUGAACCCGCAGCACAUCUUCGUCACAGUCCACGAUGCUGUUGUCUACAUCCAGCAGCAAAGGGAGAAGCCUGCUUCAGAAAACACAGCAAUUUGGUUGUGAAUAUCCAAGAGCGGCCUUUAUUUAAAAAAAAAUCCUUUCGUUAGUUAUUCCAAACGAUGGGCAUAGACACAGCUGCUACCAGACCAAAAAUCUUUUCGACUGGAUUUUCCCAUGUUUGUCGGAGAGUCACAGGACAGGUGAUGGUUUAUUCAGAGCGGGCCGUGUCACUUCCACCACUGUGGUCACUAAUGAAGCUUGCACUUCUGAUGAAGCACACAAUUACUGUACAAACACAGAUGGGUUAAGGUUCACGUGCACAAAAAAUAUGCUCACAUAGAAUAGACAGUCUCUCUCUCUCUCUCUUUUCUGUAUUUAGGAGUUUAUGGGAAGAAUGAGAUCAAUAAUUACUCCUCCU
This is a messenger RNA of Neoarius graeffei (lesser salmon catfish), 2451 nucleotides long. RefSeq names its product solute carrier family 26 member 10 (gene slc26a10). Lineage: Eukaryota; Metazoa; Chordata; Actinopteri; Siluriformes; Ariidae. The transcript has 18 exons. Gene Ontology annotation, molecular function: bicarbonate transmembrane transporter activity; chloride transmembrane transporter activity; sulfate transmembrane transporter activity. The coding region runs from base 27 to 2096 and encodes 689 amino acids. Gene Ontology annotation, cellular component: membrane. Gene Ontology annotation, biological process: transmembrane transport. The record is from RefSeq and is a predicted model, not a curated record.